ACAGGAUUUUCUUUAUUGGUUAUGGACAGAAAAUUAUUAUACUUAUUCAGAUUCUGUCCUGAAUACAAAUGGGUAUGAAACAUUCUUUAUCCCUAAGGAGUUCACCACCUUACUGAUUUAUAAAAUAGAGUUGACCCUUGAACAACACAGGUUUGAACUGCACAGGUCCACUUACAUACAGAUUUUUUUCCCAAUAAAUACAGUACUGUAAAUGUAUUUUCUCUUAUAAUUUUUUCCACCUCAAUGAUAAUACAGCAUAUAAUACAUAUAACAUACACAAUAUGUGUCAAUCAACUGUUCACGAUAUCAGCAAAGCUUCCAGUCAACAAAAGGCUGAAUGGAAUCAAAGGUUCUACGUGGAUUUUCAUCUCUGGGGAGGUUCGAGUUUCUAACCCCUGCAUGGUUCAAGGGCUAACACUACAAAGGAAGUGGAUUACUGUACAAUAUAUGAAUGUGCUUAUAUGGACCGUAGGGGAGACGGAGAUACCCUGGGGUCCCACGCAUGAGGACGUGAACAGACUAAGAAAAAACUACUGAUACCCUUGAAGCCACCUUGGCUCCCCCGGCCCACCUGGUAGCCCUUACGCUUCGGCAAGCGGCCUUAGCCCACAUGAGUAGCCUUUCUGCGUGUAUCUGUGCCCCGUGCACGCUUUCCUGGGAGGAGCAGAGCACCUCCGACGGCAGGAAACAAACCAGACUCUCUUGCACAAGUCUGGCCCCUAAGGAACCAGACCCCUGUCCAAUCCCGAGCACUGUGAUGACGCUGCAGGCGGCACCAGGAGUCCGCACCGCACCAAGGAGUUAGGGACCGCUGCACUCCGACUCCUUGGCUGCCCUAAACUCCCUUGGGAGCCCGGGGCCAGGCAGAAACCCUGGAGGUGGCCUCCGGACCGGAGUCGGCCUCCUGCUGAAGCUCCCGUUCCGUUCCAGUGUCUCUGCAGUAUCGGCUUUCCCAGGGAGGGGCGGCCCAGCUUGGGGUUCCGUCCUAGUCUGCGGCACGGGCGAGAAGAGAAGGUCGCGGCACAAGCCCAGCGGACCGCAGUCCUAAGCCAGGCUGCUUUCCUCCUAUCUUCGUGUCUGGGGCUCUCAGGCCCCGAGGGCGUCCCACGUGCCGGGCUCCUCACCAAUCUCGCAGCUUCUCCGAGGGCUCCUGCCAUUCGCGUUCCAUUCUCCCAGCGGAGGCGGGGAGCCCGGGGAGCUCGCCGAAAGUCACACGGCUGGACGGUUUAAAAAGUUAACGUUUGAACAUCCCGAUCUUGCCUCCCCGCAGCAGGGACCAAUUGGGAAGAGCCCCGGCCGGGGCCUCCGCCGGCGCCUCCUCGCCCUUCCGCCCGGCGCUCGGGCGAACAGCGGAAGUGCCCGGGCGCCAACACUUCCCAUGGCCGCCGCUCCGGCGUCCGUAGCCUGCUGAAGCCGAGGGCGGUCCUGGCGGAAGUGACAUGAUCAGCUCGCGCCCGGAGAUCAGUAGGGUCGGAAAGGGUCGCCGUGGCGGGCGCCUGGGCCGCCUGCGGCCGAACUUCGGUUUCGCGAGCGCGCGGGGGACCGUGCGGGGACCGCAGCAGAUUACUGUUUCUUGGUGUGCAUGAGGAUAACGCAAGCAGUUGAGGAAAUCGCUAAGAAGCGUGUACUGGGGAUGCUCUAGGAAAAGACUGAAUGCCGAGGCAAGUUCCCGUCCAAAGGUAUUUGAUUUACCAAGAAGAGAGUGAACAUCAUGGAUCAGAACAACAGCUUGCCGCCUUAUGCUCAGGGCCUGGCCUCCCCUCAGGGUGCCAUGACUCCUGGAAUCCCUAUCUUCAGUCCAAUGAUGCCUUAUGGCACAGGACUGACUCCACAGCCUAUCCAGAACACCAACAGCCUUUCUCUCCUGGAGGAGCAGCAGAGACAACAGCAGCAGCAGCAGCAGGCCCAGCAGCAGCAGGCCCAGCAGCAGCAGCAGCAGCAGCAGCAGGCCCAGCAGCAGGCUGUGACAGCAGUGCAGCAGUCGACAUCCCAGCAGGCGACCCAGGGGGCCUCGGGCCAGACACCACAGCUCUUCCACUCACAGACUCUUACCACUGCACCCUUGCCGGGCACCACUCCCCUCUAUCCCUCCCCCAUGACCCCCAUGACCCCUAUUACCCCUGCCACACCAGCCUCUGAGAGCUCUGGGAUCGUGCCGCAGCUACAAAAUAUUGUAUCUACAGUGAAUCUUGGCUGUAAGCUUGACCUAAAGACCAUUGCACUUCGUGCCCGAAAUGCUGAAUAUAAUCCCAAGCGAUUUGCUGCUGUAAUCAUGAGAAUAAGAGAGCCCCGAACCACUGCACUGAUUUUCAGUUCUGGGAAGAUGGUGUGUACGGGAGCCAAGAGUGAAGAACAGUCUAGACUGGCAGCGAGGAAAUACGCCAGAGUUGUACAGAAGUUAGGUUUUCCAGCUAAGUUCUUGGACUUCAAGAUUCAGAACAUGGUGGGGAGCUGUGAUGUGAAGUUCCCUAUAAGGUUAGAAGGCCUUGUGCUGACCCACCAACAGUUUAGCAGUUACGAGCCAGAGUUAUUUCCUGGUUUAAUCUACAGGAUGAUCAAACCCAGAAUUGUUCUUCUUAUUUUUGUUUCUGGAAAAGUUGUACUAACAGGUGCUAAAGUCAGAGCAGAAAUUUAUGAAGCAUUUGAAAACAUCUACCCUAUUCUAAAGGGCUUCAGGAAGACAACGUAAUGGCUGUGCAUCCUCCUGCCUCUGCACCCACUUGUUUUUAAAACAAAUCAGUUUUGGUACAUUUAAAUGAUGGUGAUGUGGAUGGCCCCAAUUUGGUGAGAAAAUGGAUGUUCUGUGGGUUGUAGCACCUGGUGAAGCUCUCCAGCACGUGUUCCCCAUGGGGAUGCCGGGAAGUGGUCUUCCUUCUGCGUAGAGAACACCGCAGUGUUAUGUAAGUCGCCCGUACUGUGCUGCUCUUUGGGCAGCGCUGCCCAGUUAUUUAUAUUUAGGUUUUAAAGACACACUGCUGUCAACAAGUUGGUUUGAGGUACAAAACUUCAAGUGUUAAAGCCACCUCUACAGUUGAUUGGACUUUUUCUUUUGUUUAAUUUCUUCCCCAUAAACCACAGUUUUUAUAUUUCUACCAGAAAAGUAAAAAUCUUUUUUAAAAGUGUUGUUUUUCUAAUUCGUGACUCUUAGGGGUUAUUUUUGUGCCAGACACAUUCCGCCUUUUCAGUAUUGCAGGACAGAGUGGCCGUAUUAAUGGGAACGAAUGCUGUACAUAUUUUUCUUCCUCAGAGUACUCUGUACAAUAAAUGCUGUUUAUAAAAGUGUUAGCUUGAUGUUAUAAAUGACACCUUGUAAGAUUCAUGUGAUCAUAACUGUUAAAGUUGUAUUUUAGAUAUAAUUGCCUGAAACCGUU
Molecule: messenger RNA, 3371 nt
Organism: Nyctereutes procyonoides (raccoon dog)
Lineage: Eukaryota; Metazoa; Chordata; Mammalia; Carnivora; Canidae
Gene: TBP
Product: TATA-box binding protein
Exons: 8
Coding region: 1712-2689 (325 amino acids)
Biological process (GO): DNA-templated transcription initiation
Molecular function (GO): DNA binding; RNA polymerase II general transcription initiation factor activity
Source: RefSeq, a predicted model, not a curated record